UAGUUGAAAAGCAAUAUGAAGUUGAUCAUUGGUAGCAUUGUGUGCCUGUGCCUGUGCCUGGCCAGCGUUGGCUAUGCCCAGCCGUUGUCGCAGUCCUCGUUCUCGCUGCCAGCACCGCUGGACGCUCAGGUGUACACCGUUGUGGAUGAAAUGCAGAACAUUGGCGAGAAUACUGCCAAGGAGCUGGCGCACCAGUUCCAGGAGAUUGUCGUCGAGCCACAGCACGAGCUGGAGGCGGCCAUCGAUCAAGUGGAAGCGCGUCGUGUCGACAGUCCACAGUGUGUGGCCGUGCAGGAUGAUCGGAUCGAUGGCAUUGUGGGCAACGCUCACGUCGAGCUGCACGAGUGCGGCCUUAGUGCUGCCCACGAUUCCGCUGAGAUUGCAAGCGAUGUGAAUCAUGCCACACAGCAGCUGGUCUUUGGCGGCUACUCCUUGGGUCGCACCUACAACAAGUGCCAACGCUACAAGAACUCUGUGCUCCGUCAAUCCUGCAUGGCCAAGUUCUAUGUGCAGGGCACCAUCUAUCUGGUUAACGCACGCUCCUCCAUCAAGACCAUCAAGAAGUCCACCAACGAGCGCAUCCCGGCCGUCUUUGUCGAUAGCAACGCCUGCACCCAUGUCGCCUCCCAGAAGGCCGUCGUUGCCCUGGAUGAUGUCAAUGCUGAUAUCGAUGCCUGCAUCGCCAAGGCUCGUUAAAAAUCCCUGCCAUUUGCCAUUUCCACUAAUAAAACUUGUGUAUACUUAA
This is a messenger RNA of Drosophila grimshawi, 745 nucleotides long. RefSeq lists its product as uncharacterized. Bases 16 to 696 code for a protein of 226 amino acids. The record is from RefSeq and is a predicted model, not a curated record. The transcript has a single exon. Lineage: Eukaryota; Metazoa; Arthropoda; Insecta; Diptera; Drosophilidae.